CGAGCGCGAGUGCAAAGGAGGGAGAGAGAACGAGCGAGCGAGCAGGGACUCGGCACUCUCGGCAGCGCUCGCGGCGGCGGUGGUGGGGGAAGCGCCGAGCGGAGCCGAGCGGAGCCGAGCGAGCCCGAAGGAGAGAGGGAGAGCGCGCUAUACGGGAGCGCGCAGUGUCGAGCGAGACGCGCGUAGGAUCGGACGGACGAGAGGAAGCACGACGGUCGUAGCCUCGGUUUUACCGCCGCAUUCUCCGAGCGUUCGUCCCUUCAUACACCAACCAGACGGAGGAGUCGUACACGUUCUGUCGCGCGCGUAUAUCCAUAUACAUCCGCGCUCUUGUGUUUCGCGCCUUGUUCCGUUCGUCUCCUCUCGCGUACUUCGGCUUUCGCGGUGCGUGCGGAAGACAUAUAUAUAUAUAUACACACACAUACACACACACAGUGGGAAUAUAGGGUAAUGGUAACAUCUCGUCUCGAUUCCUUCCGAAAAGCGCGUCCCUCGUGAGUGCGACAGUUGGAUCGAGAGAGGCGUAGGCUCGUAGGAGAAAGACGAGUCCGUCCGUUUUCGUCCUCUUCGCGGCUCAUGUGCCCGCGAGCCGCGGUGACGGAGUGCGCGCAAUUGACGUUAUUUCGAGCGGCGAGGAUUAUUAUUUCUCGGACGAGCAGUGCGCCGGAGGCUCGUAGUUUCCACGCUCGGAAUCGAUUCUCGUUUCGCGCGGCAGAGUGAUCCGAGCGGAAGAGGCGAGACAAGAGCGAGAGAGAGAGAGAGAGAGAGAGCGUUUGUGCGGCGGAGUAAUAUACGGAGAGGAGGAAGAAAUAGAGCGAGGUGUGUUAUUCUCUUCGCUCUAAUAAGAGAGAGUCCGCUCUCGCGAUUAAUAAACAAAAUCUCUAGAGUCGUCCCCGGGAUUCGUAUAUACUUGCAUUCCUAUCCGGGAAUUCAACAGUGGAUGUGAAGUGACAUAGGAGCUAUGGAACGACGCAGAGUGGACGACGACGAUCGCGGUCUUCGGCAUCAGCGAGCGAGCAGCGGCGGCUCCUUCGGCGGCAAGAUGAUGGGCAAGCGUACCCAGUGCUAUCUCUGCGACCUGCCCAGGAUGCCCUGGGCGAUGAUACUGGACUUCUCGGAGCCGGUGUGCCGCGGCUGCGUGAACUACGAGGGCGCCGACCGCAUCGACCUCGUGCUCGAGUCCGCGAAGCAGCUGAAGAAGGCGUACGGCUUCCAAGACGCCAGGCCGUCCGCUUCCAAGACCUACCGCACGGCUGGUCACACGGAGCACAACGGCGGGACGAAUCUAGACGUCCUGCCGAUCCAGAACACCGGACAGACCCACUCGCGCCAUCACAACAUCACCGGGUACUCGCAGCUCCACCACCGCAACUCCAUCACGGAGUUCAAUUCCGGGACCGCCGCGGCCGCGGCCGCCCAGCAGCAGCAGCAGCAGAUCGGCCGCCAGCAGCACGCCGGGGAGGAGACCGGAAGUCACGAGAUGGCGAACGGGAUGAGGAGCAACAACGUGCGGCUGCCCAACGCCCACCUGGCCGCGGUGGCGCAUCACGUGAACCUAGGCCACAAUCGCGGCAUAACCCAGCUGAAGCGCGGCAUCUCGGCGAUCGACGAGGACGAGCACGCCGAGAAGAGGCUCUCCCUGGAAGAGCAGCACCCGGUCAGGCCGCCCCUGACCCGCGGCGACUCCCUUCCAGCGGUCAGCCUCGCCGUCAGCUACGUCCAGGACCGGAGCAAGGAGAAGCAUCCGGUCAGGGCGCCCAGCUUCGAGACGGCUACCACCUUCAAGGCCAACGGGUCGUAUGUCGGACCGUCCAUACCGCUGGCACCGGCCAACGUCGCGGCCAACGGUGGAGGAUCGCCUCUGCGUCCGAGAACGAGUCCUCCACCGCCGCCGCCGCCGACGCAGGAAAGUGCCAACGAUAAUUCGCAGACGAAUCAUCAUCAGAGCUCAGCGAACGGACCGUCACCGAUGGCCGCCCUAAUGUCGGUCGCUGACAAUCUGACCUCGCCGGAACCUGUGCCGCAGCCGCCGAACAACCCAAGUCCCACCAACAGAAGUCCGCCGACAGCCACAACCCCUCAACAAGCACGCAGCGCUUCUAGGGGCUCUCAGCACAGCCCGAACAGUUCAGACAGUUAUGGCUCCACAGGCAGACGGCCCAGUAGUUCAAGGCAGGUGUCCUCGACAACCGUGACGACAUCAUCCGAGGGCGCGGUUGCUCAAGCUGCCGGCGCUGAACCGGUCUCGGCACCGACUCUCAAGUGUACGCUAUGCCAGGAACGUCUAGAGGACACGCACUUUGUUCAAUGUCCCAGCGUGCCGCAUCACAAGUUUUGCUUCCCGUGCAGUCGGGACAGCAUAAAGAGACAGGGUGCUGGAUCCGAGGUUUAUUGUCCGAGUGGCGAGAAAUGCCCGCUGGCGAACAGCCAAGUACCGUGGGCCUUCAUGCAGGGCGAGAUAGCCACCAUUUUGGGCGAGGAUACCGCGGGUACCGGGCUCAAGGUCAAGAAGGAGAGAGAAACUUAAAGACCCUCUUUCAAUGUCGAUUCAGGGCUCAAAUUUUAUGUCCCCCUGUAUACCAGAGGGGCUGUUAUGGUUGGAACCAUGAAGGGUUUCGCCAAACGCUUUUGGUAACGGUGAUAAAGAGUCGUUGGCGAUAAGCGGAGAGAGCCAACGAACGACUCGAGCCAAAGACGUUGUCUGGUGCAGAUUCUCAUGAAGUUGUUAAUGUCA
This is a messenger RNA of Nylanderia fulva, 2734 nucleotides long. It is a transcript of the gene Pits, whose product is annotated as Protein interacting with Ttk69 and Sin3A. NCBI's taxonomy places the organism in Eukaryota, Metazoa, Arthropoda, Insecta, Hymenoptera, Formicidae. Gene Ontology annotation, biological process: regulation of transcription by RNA polymerase II. The record is from RefSeq and is a predicted model, not a curated record. Gene Ontology annotation, molecular function: transcription corepressor activity. Gene Ontology annotation, cellular component: nucleus.